AUGGCAACCUUUGACGAGUUGGGCCUGUGCAACGUUGUACUUAAAAUUCUGAAGCGCGUCCACUUCCGGAGUCCGAGUGACGUACAAUCAACGUGCAUACCCCAAAUACUAGCCGGAAAGGAUGUGAUAGGGAUCGCGAACACGGGGAGUGGGAAGACAGCUGCGUUUGCUUUACCGAUUGUAGACAUGUUAAGUAGAGAUCCUUACGGAAUAUUUGCUCUUUGCCUCAGUCCUACAAGAGAGCUGGCUAAUCAAAUUGCUGAUCAGUUUACAGUAUUUGGUGCUGGAACUGGUCUCAACUGCAUGGUCAUCACAGGCGGUGAGGACCUAAUUCAACAGGCAACGGCUCUUUCACGUCGCCCAAAUAUAGUAGUGGCGACCCCCGGGCGAUUGUUCGAGCACUUUAUGCACUCAUCUAAUACUGUUCAGUAUUUCAGCAAACUCAAGUGUCUAAUACUUGAUGAAGCAGAUAGGCUAUUGGACUCUUCAUUUGCGGCUGAGUUAAAGUAUCUCAUGUCAAACUUGCCUCAGCAACGCCAGACACUGAUGUUUUCGGCGACCAUCACUAAAAGUGUGACAGCUCUACAGUCGAUGCUAGGUGACGCUGUUUUUUAUUACGAAGACAAAAGUGUUAAGAAAACAGCCGUGAGAUGUUCCCAGUCAUACUGUUUCAUGCCAGAAAGAAUCAAGGACGUUAACUUGGUGAAGCUUGUCAGAGAGCUGGCUCUUGUUGAGGCGAAACGCACUAUAAUAUUUACUGCAACUAUUCAGAAGUGUGAGUUGCUCUCACAGAUGCUCACUACUUUGGGUAUACCGUCAUCCUCUUUGCACGCUGCUAAAAAGCAGAAGGAAAGGCUUAACUCUUUAGGCGUGUUUAAGAACGGAACAGUUCAGAUUUUGGUGGCGACGGACGUCGCUGCACGUGGACUCGACUUGCCCAGUGUGGAUAUGAUUCUGAACUAUGAUGUUCCUACUGACGUCCGCCAAUACAUUCACCGAAUCGGUCGAACUGCUCGAUUUGAGGCGAGUGGUAAAGCUGUCACAUUCGUCACACAGUUCGAUAUUUUGAAAUUGAAGCACAUCGAGAAAACUAUCGGGCAACAACUAGACUCGUACGAGUUGGAGGGAUCAAGCGGUGCUGAGCUAGUGGGUGAAGUGUUUGCCGCUAGAAGAGUUGCAAAAAUGCGGAUGGCGUCACCGGGAGGAUUCGAUGAAAAAUUGCGUGCGAAGAAAAAACGACUACAGAGUAACUGGUUCUAG
Messenger RNA from Ostreococcus tauri, 1260 nucleotides. Its product is annotated as Helicase, C-terminal. The transcript has a single exon. Lineage: Eukaryota; Viridiplantae; Chlorophyta; Mamiellophyceae; Mamiellales; Bathycoccaceae. Bases 1 to 1260 code for a protein of 419 amino acids. Gene Ontology annotation, molecular function: nucleic acid binding; RNA helicase activity; ATP binding. The record is from RefSeq and is a predicted model, not a curated record.